AUGAACGCACCGGACCGUUACGAGGCGAUUCUUCUCGGCCCUGGCGAGAGCAAGAUCGAAGUCGAGAUUGACACUCGUCUGCCUAACACCGCCAUCUUCACUUUCAAUAAAGAGGACCACACACUUGGUAACAUGCUUCGGGGCCGCCUGGUACGGGUCCCAUAUAUUCUCUUUGCCGGCUACAAGGUUGCCCACCCCCUUACUCCCAAAUUCCAGCUGCGUAUUCAAACCGACGGCUCGAUCACUCCCCGUGAUGCUCUCGUGGCUUGCUGCCACUCUUUGAUCAAGGACUUGGGAAUCCUUUCCCGCCGCUUCACCAAGGAGGUCGAACUCCGGAAGAUGGCGAAUGCAGCUACUGCUGCUACCCAAAGCGUGGAGCAAGGUAUUUAA
Penicillium taxi is the source of this 390-nucleotide messenger RNA. RefSeq names its product DNA-directed RNA polymerase II core subunit RPB11. Bases 1 to 390 code for a protein of 129 amino acids. NCBI's taxonomy places the organism in Eukaryota, Fungi, Ascomycota, Eurotiomycetes, Eurotiales, Aspergillaceae. The transcript is spliced from 4 exons. Gene Ontology annotation, molecular function: protein dimerization activity. The record is from RefSeq and is a predicted model, not a curated record. Gene Ontology annotation, cellular component: RNA polymerase II, core complex. Gene Ontology annotation, biological process: transcription by RNA polymerase II.